Messenger RNA from Raphanus sativus (radish), 636 nucleotides. RefSeq names its product mini zinc finger protein 3-like. The coding region runs from base 128 to 391 and encodes 87 amino acids. Gene Ontology annotation, molecular function: DNA-binding transcription factor activity; transcription cis-regulatory region binding. Gene Ontology annotation, cellular component: nucleus. Gene Ontology annotation, biological process: regulation of DNA-templated transcription; regulation of developmental process. Lineage: Eukaryota; Viridiplantae; Streptophyta; Magnoliopsida; Brassicales; Brassicaceae. The record is from RefSeq and is a predicted model, not a curated record. The transcript has a single exon.
AUAUGCACAAGUACCACCCUUUUAUCUUCGUAUCCAAAAAGAGUCUCUGAUCAUUUCCCUCUUAAGACGAAAUAGUUAUAGGAAAAGAAAUUAAGGUCUUUUUAUAUUGGACGGUCAGCUUAGGAAGAUGAAGAAGAGGCAAGCGGUGAUAAAACAAAGAAAAAGCUCCUACACUACCUCUUCUUCCAGCAACGUACGUUACGUUGAGUGCCAGAAGAAUCACGCCGCUAAUAUCGGCGGCUACGCCGUUGACGGUUGCCGUGAGUUUAUGGCAAGCGGUGGCGAAGGAACUGAUGAUGCUUUGACGUGUGCUGCUUGUUGUUGUCACCGGAACUUUCAUCGGAAGGAAGUUGAAACGGAGGUUGUUUGCGAGUAUUCUCCUCCGAGUUGAAUCAACUAUUUAACAAGGAUGGGGAAAAGAAUAAAAAAAAAUACAACAAGAAAGGUAUUGUUGAUUUUUAACUAAUAAAAGGAAACUUUUUUUUUGCUUUGGAGUUGAUCUAUUGAGUUUUUCUUUUGGAGAGCUGUAUUUAUGUAUGUAUAUGUUCACAGAUGUUUAUUCAUCAGAUACUUACAUUUACGCCGAUCUAUAUGAUUAAUGAUUCUUAAAUCUUGAUGUGAUGGAAUGCUAUAUAC